GAGAUGCUGAUGGGAGGAAACUGUCAGAGAGUGAAGCAGCAGCCUGCAGCUGUGUGAAAGAACAAGAGAGGGGUUAAGGGAGAGAGCAGAAAGAGAAAAAGAAGCAGAAUACGGGAAAACGCAGAAUUUCAGUUCCCUUCUACCUCUGCCACUCAUGAACCACAAGCUUUUGGUGUUUUCCUGUGUCGCAUGCUCUCAUACAGCCUUAGCGUCUCUCUAUCUCUUAGACACGUCUGUGACUUUUACUUCAAGGUCUAAAGCAGCUGUGCGGACAUCUUACUUGAAUGUGGUUAGAUGACAAAAGGACAACUUUCUGCAAUUUUUGUAGCAUGGAAAACAUAAUGGAUUAUAAAGCACAUAAGGACAUCAAAUCUUUAACAAGAAAAGAAUGUGAAAAGCAGCACUCCAAGUAAUCAAAAAAGCAUAAUUAAGGUCCAUAACAAGUCUAAGAAAGCCCAGGACAGCUAAAAAACAAACAAACAAAAAAAAAACAUGUAUAUUAAUACUUUCUGAGAAAGGAAGUAUAAUUAUCACCAAAUGACAGUAAACUAUUUUACUGUUACGGGUAGAAAAAAGUUAAAAUAAUUAAAAUGCAAAUAUUGACUUGCAUCAUUAUCAGGCAGCUAUAUGUUAAAAAAAUCACAUAGGAAGAAACUGAAUCCAGUCUAAAGAAGAACAGAAUAAAGAAAUACUCUUAAUAUUAAUAUAUCAAGAAGGUUCAAGCAACAGAAUACCUUUCACACAUUAUCAAUGAGUUGUUUCUAAUGCGAUGCAGUCCGAUGACCUCUUUGUGCGUAAACUGCGCCAACUACCAUCCCAAUCAUCCCCUCACAAGAGUCCUCGUGAGGCUAAGUCACUAAUUACCUCAGGAAAUAGCAGGCAUAACGGUGGAGCACGUUCCCUUUCAGAGUCAGAGUAUAACCCUCGGGAUAAAGGGAUUGGAAGCCCGUCUGCCCCACGUUUUAAAGAUCCUUUCAUACUGCUUGGGCUGGCAGCAAACAGCCAAGGGCCAGUGGCCCUAGAGGUUAAAGAAAAACCACCUGAAGGAGAUCCUGUAGCUCCACGUCCUAAAAGUUUUGCUCACCAUGACAUUCAGAGUAUAUUGUUUGAUCCCUUCAAAAGGAGGGAAUCUGAAGGAAAAAAGAAUGUAAGAAGUGGUGCUUCUGCUGCCUCUCAGCUCAGAACUUGUACUUCAUCACCCAGGAGAUCUUUGUCAUCCCCUGAAGAUCCAGGUGAUUCUGGCGAUGGAAAAGACAAUGAGCUGUUACUUAGCUGCCCAUAUUUCCGCAAUGAAGUUGGAGGGGAAGAGAAAGAAGGCCAAAAAGAUCAAGGAUGGGACUUUUGUUCUCUUUUUUCAUUAAAUUCUCCACUUAUCAAUUGUCCAGUCAGGGGACCCAAUGCAGCUGUAUCUGUGUUAGAAGAAGCAAGAGAAAGGUUGAGAGAUUGCAGCUACUUUGUUGAAUAUCAAGAUCUGGGGGCACUAUAUUAUCGAAAGUAUUUUUAUGGCAAAGAACAUCAGAAUUUUUUUGGACUUGAUGAGAGGCUCGGGCCUGUGGCCAUAAGUUUGAGACGAGAUGAAAGAGAUGGCGUGCAAGGCAUACAGUACAAUUAUAGAAUUAUUUUUCGAACAACCGAGUUGAAGACACUUCGGGGUUCAAUGCUAGAAGAAGCCUUUCCUUCAUCCAUUCGUUCUAGCUCUUCCAGAGCUAUAUCCCCCAAAAAACUUUUGGAAUACAUUGUACCAGAAUUGAACUUGCAAUGUCUGCGCUUAGCAUCCAACUCUCCCAAAGUACCAGAAACUCUGCUAAAACUGGAUGAACAGGGGCUUAGUUUUCAGAGAAAAAUUGGAGUUUUGUACUGUAAGAGUGGACAAGCUACUGAAGAAGAAAUGUAUAACAAUGAGACAGCUGGACCAGCUUUUAAGGAAUUUGUGAGCCUUCUAGGGGAUGAAAUCAGACUGAAGGGGUUUGACAAAUAUCGUGCACAGCUGGACAAUAAAACUGACAGCACGGGUACUCACUCUCUCUAUACUCGUUACCAAGAUUAUGAGAUCAUGUUUCAUGUAUCAACAAUGCUCCCAUUUACUGCAAGCAACAGUCAACAGCUUCUUCGAAAAAGGCAUAUUGGUAAUGACAUUGUGACAAUAGUUUUCCAAGAACCAGGUGCCCUCCCCUUUACUCCACAGACCAUACGCUCCCAUUUUCAGCAUGUAUUUAUUGUUGUGAGAGUUCACAAUCCAUGUACUGUUCACACCAUUUACAGUGUUGCUGUGACUCGUACGGCCGACACACCACCCUUUGGACCUCCUUUGCCUCCAACUUUUUUCCGCCAGUCACCUGAACUUAGAGAUUUUCUUCUCUCCAAAGCCAUAAAUGGUGAAAAUGCAGCUGAACGUGGUGGAAAGUUUUUAGCUAUGGCCACACGAACAAGAGAAGAGUACCUUAGGGACUUGGCUCGUGAUCAUGUCACCACAACUACAUUGGAUUCAUGCUCAUCUAAACUAGCCAUCUUGGGCCUCUCUAAGAAAAGGGACAGAGCUGGUAGCACGGGCCCUGGAGAUAAAAGUGGAAAAGGGUCUCGCUGGGCAUACAGUGUUCCUCCAGAAUUCCACAGUUCUGGUGUUCUUGUGUGGACAGUUAAAGCAACAAGCGUGUGUAUUACUGAAGGUACCUAUAUGCUGGGAAUAUCCUCUGAGAUGGUGGUUUUAGUAGAUCCAAAAAAGGAGCGUGAAGGAACGGUAUGCUUCCACUGCUCAUGCCGUGAUGUACUUGGAUGGACAUACUGCAAAAAGUGGGGAUUGGACCUUUACUAUGGACGGGCCGGAAGACUGUCUCUUUCCCCAGUAGCUAACAGUGAGGGUGAGGCAGAAGAAGAAGUAAACCACAUUGUCAAGAGGCUGCAGGUUGUGUCAGGUGGCUGUGAGACCCGUGAAAUCCCAUUGCUAAGAAAUGGUCUUGGGCAGCUUGGCUUCAACGCAGAUUCAGGGGGGUUUGUAACUGAAGUAGAGAGAUUCAGCAUGGCUGAAACUGUAGGACUUUGUCCGGGUGCAAGGUUGGUAGCCAUCUGUGGUCAACCGUUCUGCUCAUUGACCCCUGAGGAUGUUCGUACACUAUUUAUUCGUGCAAAGAAAGUAACUGUGACGACUUUGCCUCCAGAUGAAGCUGGGAAGCCUCGCAGGUGUUUCUCUGAGUUAUAUGUGAGGUCUCUGCAAGAACAGAGAAUCAUGCGGCCAUCAGAAGGAGACACUGAAGAGAAAGAAGAAAUUAUUCCAAGAAAAACAGAAUCUGCUCCAGCAACUCAGAACAUUCUUCGGACCCUCUCUGUACAGGAGGAAAGGACAGACUUUAGGUUCAGUAAUGAUGAUUUGGCUCCUCCUGAUAUUAUUCCUCAGCCAGACCCAUCAAGAGAUGAACUGAUGAUGUAUGACGCUUUUGGGAAGUCCGUAGAUGAGGUGUUGGAAACAGAUGUGGUUCUUCCAGAGGAGGAAAGCACUGCACCUGCAUCUUCUCAGGAACAUGUUACUAACACAUUUUCACCAGCUCCACAAUCUCUUGAAGAUGAAUGGAAGAGCAUCUCUGAUCUUACUCUUGCCUGCAACAGUAUUCUGGAAGCCAUGUCUAAAGAAGAACAGGUUCAAGCAAUCAAAAAUGAUCUUGGACCUCCCAGCUCUGUGGCAACCGCAUCUGGAAAUCUCAACGACAAAGUCACAGAGCUGGAAAUUAAACUAAAAAAAAUACAGGAAGAACUCAGGAAGGAACAAGAGGGAAGAGCAAAGCUUCAGGCAGAGGUACUCAGUCUUAAGAGGACCCAAGAAGAAGCAUUUACUGGAACUUUGCCCCGUGGUGGUGGUGCCAAAAUACUCAGGGGUGGAAACAGUACCUAUGAAGGAUCAGUCGUUGACUGUACAGAAACAGCCAAGGACUGACUAACUUUUCUUUUUAACACGGGGAUGGGUGAAUUGUGUCAUUAAAGGUCAACAAAAAAGAUUUUACGAAAAAACAGUACAAAGCCAACAAAACAUCCAUCAGAAAGAGAAUAGAAUAUUUACUGAAAGGUAGUGAAAGUACAGGAAGAGUUAUUGCUAAGAUGUAGCAAAAGUGCAAACAAGUCAAACACUGAACCAUUCAGGCAAAUAUUUGUGGAAGGCAAAAAACCACUAAAAAAGGCAUAUUUUUGGUGAAAUGUGCCAGUUUGUUAGGAUGCCUAUGCAAUGGAAGCAAAAUAUUUCAGGAUGUGUAAACUAAAAGUUACUAUAACUUGUGAUGAACUUCUUGACUGUAGAGCAAAACAAGAUUUUGAUUAGCUGAAAGGAAAUAAGUAAGUGAAACAUAUGCAAAGCUUGAUGAGAUCGCCAGUGGACUAAUUUAUACACUUGCAUUAUAUUCAGGUAAGGUUUAAAAAAAAACUGUGAAGGGGGGAAACAAAAACAAGAUUGUUCAGGGAAGAUAUUUUCCAAGACAAAAUGCAAUUAAUAGAGUGGAUUAAUAAGACUGAGUUUAUUUGAAUGAGAGAAAAAAAUAUGUAGUGUGACGGUGGGACAUUACCAAUGAACAAUGACCUCAAGUAAAUGACUCUGUAUAUACAUCAUUUAAUUGUCUUCCAGUGAUCAUCUUCGAUGUCUCUGUCAUCAUAAAUGUAUUUCUGGAACAAUAAAGGGUGACAUUUCUCUACAUUCUUCUACAUUCUGAUACCCUUUAAAAAUGCUUAAAUAAUAAACCAUGAGAGAACAAUGAA
Rana temporaria (common frog) is the source of this 4734-nucleotide messenger RNA. It is a transcript of the gene SIPA1, whose product is annotated as signal-induced proliferation-associated 1. Gene Ontology annotation, cellular component: cytoplasm; plasma membrane; Golgi apparatus. Bases 770 to 3925 code for a protein of 1051 amino acids. The record is from RefSeq and is a predicted model, not a curated record. NCBI's taxonomy places the organism in Eukaryota, Metazoa, Chordata, Amphibia, Anura, Ranidae. Gene Ontology annotation, biological process: regulation of small GTPase mediated signal transduction; activation of GTPase activity; establishment of epithelial cell polarity. The transcript has 16 exons. Gene Ontology annotation, molecular function: GTPase activator activity; protein binding.